Messenger RNA from Capsicum annuum, 1000 nucleotides. RefSeq names its product oil body-associated protein 2C. The transcript has 4 exons. Lineage: Eukaryota; Viridiplantae; Streptophyta; Magnoliopsida; Solanales; Solanaceae. The coding region runs from base 112 to 840 and encodes 242 amino acids. The record is from RefSeq and is a predicted model, not a curated record.
ACAAAUCCUUUUCAAAAUCCCCCAAAAUAGAACAGAUAUCCCCCAGGGCCAUCUAUUUUUUCUUCCAAGAAACUGUUUUUGAAUCCAUACCUUACACUUUUUCUUCCAUCUAUGGCUGCUGCAGCAACAGGGACACAUGGUCAUGGGGAGCAGAUACCCCCGGGGAAGCCCAUGUCAACUGAGCAACACAUACUGGAUAAAGGUGCUGAAAUGCUGCAGUCUUUGACACCCAUUAAGCAAAUGAAUCAGCAUGUUUGCACUUUUGCACUCUACAACCAUGACAUGAAUCGCCAAAUCGAAACUCAUCAUUAUGUCACCCGUGUCAAUCAAGAUUUUCUCCAAUGUGCUGUUUACGACUCUGAUAACUCCAACGCCUGUCUUAUCGGGGUGGAGUAUAUAGUAUCUGAUCGCAUCUUUGAAUCCUUACCUAAAGAAGAGCAGAAACUUUGGCACUCUCAUGCUUACGAGAUAAAAUCAGGACUGUGGGUGAAUCCUAGAGUUCCAGAGAUGGUAGUGAAAAAAGAUCUCGAGAAUUUUGCCAAGAGCUAUGGCAAAUUCUGGUGCACAUGGCAAACAGAUAGAGGUGAUAAGCUACCAGUUGGACCACCAUCACUGAUGAUGUCUCCACAGGCGGUGAAUUUGGGGAUGGUAAAGCCAGAGCUAAUCCAGAAGAGAGAUGACAGGUACAAUAUGUCGACUGAUGCCAUCAAAAGGACGAGGCUAGAGAUAGCGGAGCCUGAGUGGAUUAAUCCUGAGGCAGAUUAUUGGAAACAGCAUGGGAAAUGCUUCGAGAUGCAUGUUGAGGAUGUUGAAAUGAAGAAGAUAGCUCCUUUUCCAUAAAGAGUCUAAUACUGGCAACCGAAAAUUUAGCCAGUGUGACAUAAAAGUCUCUUAUUUCUUUUGUUGCUGUGUAAAAAUAACGAUGCAUGCAUGCGCAUGAACUUAUUUCCGGGUUUCUUCCGAAUUCCCAAAACUAAUGGUACUCGUAACGUGACUAGUA